AAAUUCACUGGUACAAUGACUUGUAAUAAUUUCCGGGUUGACGCAUAUUUCUGUUGUACUACCUUUCACCUUGGCAGGAACAAGCAUUGCACACUGAUUGGUUAUCAGCAAGUUAAAAGAGGUCCAUCUGCAACAUCGCGUCAGCAGGAGCCACCUUAUUCCACAACUCAGAAUUGUGAGGACCAACCUUCGGUACUGAAUAGUGGUUCUGAAUAUGAAAGUUCAAGAGCAGGUUUGAUAAAAAAGAGGAAGGAUCUUCUUGAUCCUCCAGUGAAACUACAACACGCCAAAAGGCACAUGGGAUUUUGUGGAACUGAUGAUGUCCAGGACAUUAGUGAACAGCCUGAAAAUAGCGUUGAGGACAUGAUGCAAGGUUCACAGAAGAUACUUCUGAUGCAGGAAAACAAAAAACUUCGGUUACGGCUGCUUUCAUUGGAUCAAACGGUGCAAGAACUUAAUUUGAAGGUGCAACAACUUAAGGAUGAACUAGAGAAUGUGCAACAACAGAAUGAACUGAGGCAGACGCUGCUUGAAUCAUACCCAUUGAAUAAAUACGAGCAGCACGUUUGCUAACUAGCUCUCUCUCUCUGUUGGGUCCCACUUCUACUGCUUGAAUCUUUGUGACGGGAAGCGAGGAUGAUGGAGGAUCAUUCCUCCCUCGUUCUUGGCUUUCAAUCUUCAGGAAAACAAGACAAUAUUGGAGUGACUAACUAGCUAAGCUAGACAGAUCUCAACUGUAACCCCUCAGGUGUCCACGAGUUCACUCACAUAAACGGGUGGGUGACUGUGAGACGUUGACUGAACAAAAGACGAUCGUUCGUCAAAGGCCAGUCGCCCAUGUGCGCGUGACAUGCUAACACUGCUCAUUUGUUUAAUUA
Prunus avium (sweet cherry) is the source of this 878-nucleotide messenger RNA. The record is from RefSeq and is a predicted model, not a curated record. Lineage: Eukaryota; Viridiplantae; Streptophyta; Magnoliopsida; Rosales; Rosaceae.